AUGAAGUCAGAGGAGCUGGGUGAAAGAAUGCAGGAUGGAAAACCAGUGUGCGACUGGCGAGGCUGUGGAUCCAGAAACAUCACAGCGAGUCUGAACUCCUGCAGGUUAUCAGCAGAAUGCUGUCGGCCUUUGACCUCUGCCCUCAGCAGCUCCUCUGAUCUCAAAGAGCUCGACCUGAGCUACAACCACCUGAUGGACCAGGGGGCGGAGCUGCUUUCUGAUUGGCUGAGGAAACCCCAGUGUAGACUGAAGACACUGAGACUGGCUCACUGUCAGUUUACAGAGAGAGGCUGUGCUGCACUGGGUUCCAGUCUGAAGUCAAACCCCGCCCACCUGAGAGUCCUGGAUCUGACAGGAAAUGACCUCACAGACGGUGGUGUCACAAAGCUUUGUGAGUUCUUGGCAGAGCCACGUUGUGGACUGGAGACACUGAGUCUGAACUCCUGCAGGUUAUCAGCAGAAUGCUGUCGGCCUUUGACCUCUGCCCUCAGCAGCUCCUCUGAUCUCAAAGAGCUCGACCUGAGCUGGAACUACCUGAUGGACCAGGGGGCGGAGCUGCUUUCUGAUUGGCUGAGGAAACCCCAGUGUAGACUGAAGACACUGAGACUGACUCACUGUGAGUUUACAGAGAGAGGCUGUGCUGCACUGGGUUCCAGUCUGAAGUCAAACCCCGCCCACCUGAGAGUCCUGGAUCUGACAGGAAAUGACCUCAGAGACGGUGGUGUCACAAAGCUUUGUGAGUUCUUGGCAGAGCCACGUUGUGGACUGGAGACACUGAGUCUGAACUCCUGCAGGUUAUCAGCAGGAUGCUGUCGGCCUUUGACCUCUGCCCUCAGCAGCUCCUCUGAUUUCAAAGAGCUUGACCUGAGGGGCAACUACCUGAUGGACCAGGGGGCGGAGCUGCUUUAUGAUUGGCUGAGGAAACCCCAGUGUAGACUGGAGACACUGAGGUUGUCAUAUUGCACAGAGAGCAGCUGUGAGUAUCUGGCCUCGGCUCUGAAGUCGAACCCUUCACACCUCAGAGUUCUCGAGCUGAGCAGGAGUCAUCCAGGAGAAAGAGGUCUGAAGCUGCUGACUGAUUUACAGAAGAACAAAUCUAACAGACUAGAGACACUGAGAGUGAAUAGACAGAUAAAAGACACUGGGUCAUUUUCUUCCUUCGGUCCAGACCAAAUGAGCUGAGCUACAGGUGUGAAAGUCACCUUACAUGCAUCCUGAUUCUCCUCUCUCAGGAAUCAAUACUGAAAACUUUUCAAUCAGAAGUCAGAGGGUAUCAGGGGACUAGGCAGCUGAGGAGAGAAGCUUGUACAAAAUAAUAUCCUAACAUAGACACUGAACCUUUAGUAGCUCAUGGAGAGGGGCACAACCUGACUGUAAAGCCCUGUUUCCACCGAGCAGCACGGUUCAUAGUUUCUGUUCCCACAGUAAAAGUUGUGGAUGGUCCCAACAGAA
This is a messenger RNA of Epinephelus fuscoguttatus (brown-marbled grouper), 1452 nucleotides long. RefSeq names its product ribonuclease inhibitor-like. The transcript is spliced from 7 exons. NCBI's taxonomy places the organism in Eukaryota, Metazoa, Chordata, Actinopteri, Perciformes, Serranidae. Gene Ontology annotation, molecular function: protein binding. The record is from RefSeq and is a predicted model, not a curated record. The coding region runs from base 1 to 1182 and encodes 393 amino acids.